Molecule: messenger RNA, 2621 nt
Organism: Daldinia vernicosa
Lineage: Eukaryota; Fungi; Ascomycota; Sordariomycetes; Xylariales; Hypoxylaceae
Exons: 3
Coding region: 184-2271 (695 amino acids)
Source: RefSeq, a predicted model, not a curated record
GAAUUCGUCAUAAUACGCGUUUGGGCUUAUUUAUCGACGUGACUCGAAGCUCGUUUCUCGAACAACCCACUUCUAGCCGACGUCUUCGAUUAAACACCCCUCGAUUCGAUAUCUGUAUUUUGUAAACAAGGACUAACUUCCUCGAAUUGCCACCAGCGCGACUACGUCAAAACAUCUAUUACAAUGUCAAACGGUAGGAAGUUGAUGUCCCUCGAGGCAGCGCUUGAGGAGGAACGGAAGGAGGUCGAGAGUCUAAUGUCGUCGCUGCAACAACCUAGAAGAGCUCCGUCGGUUGGUCACCGAUCUCCUUCUCCAUUUGCGAGUCCUCGAUCGCCUGUUCGAAGCAUGCUAGACAUUGGCGAAGUGUCUAGAAAUGCAACUCGUAGCCCUCCAAUUCGUAGCAUGCUAGACGUCGAUGGUCCUCCAAUCCAGACGAGAAGCAUGCUAGAUGUUGGCAGACCGUCUUCCAAUGUCCCGAAAAGCACGCCUGUUUCACCGACACUCUCUUACAAGGCCCCAGCUUUGGACAAUCCGAGUCGUGGUAGAAGUAUGUCGGAUGCUGCCUCGACUCCCGUUGUAGACCUUGGGCCGCGGUCGUCGCCUCUGCCGAGUCCAAGGAGCACUGACCCAACAUCUGCCUAUAAGUUUCAUGAUAUACUGCCAACCAAUGUCGGCCAAUCUAUGCCGAUCAGACGUGGUCAAAAUGCCAUGCGAUCAAGCUCUAUAGGUGAAGCGCUUCGCGGACCUGACUUAUCCAACCUAGUGCUUCCUGGAGAACACGGGCGCUUUUCAAGGAAAACCAACAAGUCAAAGUCACCUAACAACCGUUUUAAUCUGCGUUCAAACUCGCCAUUCGGGAACCCUUCUGGGCGCAAUCAGACACAGGACAUUAUGAUGACCAAUGGUCAGGUAUUGGACAUGAACAAUGCUUAUAGGAAAUUGUCGGAUGCCAACUUACUCUAUGGUGGCUCUAACUUAGCAUCCUUGGCACGUAAGAGGCAAGACAGCGAGGGGCACGGUCGAAUAGAAAAGGACAAUCUAAGUCCUUACGGAGAACUGCUCCCAGAUGAAAGUGAUGACGACGUUGGGAACUCGUCCGACGAAGAAAUGCAAAGGGGGAGAAAACUCACUCCGCGCGCUAAGUCGCAAGAUUCUGAAGAUGGGAACACAGCUAAGAGUCUACUCGCUGCUAUUGAAGAUGAGCGAAAACAUGUCAAUGCUACUCAACCUCAGUACAGAUCACUCUUCGAUGAGCCCGAGAUUACAAUUACAAGUCCCGGAGGAGAUAAAGGGAGGCUGAGCAAGGGUGGAAAGCCAGUCGUUCAACCGUCCACUAGUUUUGAUCAGGAACCUCUGUCUGGCACCCAAACGCCCUUCGACCCAGAUCUAGAUGCCGACGUCGAUGCUAUCAAAGCUGCACAGGGGCUACAAUUAUCCUCUACCCCAAUUCUCUCGACCCCUGAGGUUCACCGCUCCCUCCGUAUUCUCUACCGUGGUGAAUUUACCAGAAUACAGCGAGAGGCAGAGGACGAACACCGGCGCUUACGCAAGUACCUAGUGGCGACGGAUCUUAGUGAUGAGUCUACCCACGCGUUGGAAUGGGCCGUCGGAACCGUGCUUCGCGAUGGCGAUACACUAAUAGCUAUGUAUUGCAUGGAUGAGGAGGCCAGUGGAUCGGUUGAUGCCAGCAAUAUGGUACCAGACGAACCCAAGGCGAUGAAGGAGCAAGCGAUGGCCAUUAGCGCAAUUUCCAAGGGCAUGUCCAGACCCUCGUACCGUACUUCUAGUCCCGGCCCGUUUAAGAUGCAAGGAUCUUCGAUGUCACCGCAUAUCCGAGCUAUCGACGGUGGCGGCAGCAAUAAUCCCUCUCCGGCGCCUAGUUCUCGCGGGAAAAGCAGAUUACAAGAAGAGAGGGAUCGAGCUGUUCAGGACAUUACCGAGCGGGUCUCAAAAUUGCUCCGGAAGACGCAGUUACAGGUACGGGUGAUCGUAGAAGUGAUUCAUUGCAAGAAUCCCAAGCAUCUGAUCACAGAGGUGAUCGAUAUUUUGAAUCCGACUUUGGUAAUUCUAGGAAGCCGUGGUAGGAGCGCUUUGAAAGGGACGCUCCUUGGAUCUUUCUCAAAUUACCUAGUAACCAAGAGCUCAGUCCCUGUCAUGGUUGCGCGUAAGCGAUUACGCAAAAAGAGCAAAUAUCAACCACCGCCGGUGAAGCAAGUAAAUAACUUGGCUAAUCCGUCGGCAAGGAGUCUCGAGAUGGCAAGAGUUGAUUAGUCGUUUUAACAACGAACCAUCAGCUAGACACAACCUUUACAAGGAACCAAGAACAGGGCCCCUUGCCAUUUAGGAGGGGUAGGCAACGCCAACCCCAGAAUGUGCCCCCAGACCGACGGCAACUAUCUGAAGGAUAGAUACUAAGCAGGACGCAAGGUCCGAACAAUCCUCUACUCGGUAUAUCUGCAUCAUACAAAUCGAGUCGGUUCCUGGGUACCUAUAUGACUUGUCCGUCGGAGCGUUUAUUCAGGGUUAUGAAGCUAUGAGCGUGUUUUUAUCAGGUCGAGUUUCAUCGGAUAGGUAGUGAUAGGAAAAAAAAUCCAUUACGUUCAUUUCCCUCCGCCUCUAAG